AGGUCAAUUGUUAUUCUCAGUUUUCUGUAAUGGCGGAGCACGGGGAGGGAGACGGUAUUGAUUUCCACGACGACCAGAUGGCGCAGCCGCAUUUCCGUGGUCCAGCUCCGCCGCCCAGCGCAGUUAUGCGUGGCCCUCCCCCGUUGCUUAGACCUCCACCUCCACCAUUUGGCUUGAUGAGGGGACCCCCUCCGCCACCACGUCCUCCUUUUGGGCGACUGCCCUUUGACCCCAGUAUGCCGCCAAUACCCCCUCCUGGAGGAGUACCCCCACCACUUGGACCUCCACACCUGCAGAGACCGCCCUUCAUGCCUCCGCCAAUGGGCAACUUGCCUCCGCCCCCUGGGAUGAUGUUUCCACCGGGAAUGCCUCCCGUGCCGGCUCCCGGAACCCCUGCGCUGCCCCCUGCUGAGGAGAUCUGGGUGGAGAACAAGACGCCUGAAGGAAAGGCGUAUUACUACAAUGCCCGGACGCGCGAGUCUGCUUGGAACAAGCCGGAGGGAGUGAAGGUGAUCCAGCAGUCGGAGCUGAGUGCCCUGAUGGUGCCGCCGCAGGCGGGCGCCCCCUCCGGCGCCUCGCCCAGCCUCCCGACGGCCGCCCCCGCCCCCGUCUCCAUCUCCACCCAGGCUCCCUCGCCCUCCCUCACCACCAGCCCCAUCUCCAGCAGCGCCUCCACCCCGGCUGGCGCUCAGCCCAUCGUCGCUGCCCCAGAGUUGCCCCCCGUGGUGACGACCCCAUCCUCCGUCGGGAUGAACCCGGUCGCCGUGGUCAGCGUUUCCACGGUGACGGCCAGCGCAGCGCCUGCGCAGACGAUGCCGCAGCUGCUUCCGCAGAGCCUGCCGGCUGCGCUGCCGCACAGCGUGGCCCAGCCCGCCCCCUCCAUCCCCACGUUCCCCCCCGUCGUGGUGCCUCCCUUUCGGGUGCCUCUACCCAGUAUGCACAUCCCUCUCCCCGGUGUAGCAAUGAUGCAGAUAGUAAGCAGUCCCUUUUUAAAGACAAUCGCUCCCAACAAGAACGGUAUGCUCCCAAGCAUGGCCCCUCCCCUAGUUCCCAUGAUGCACCCGCAGCUUGCCAUCCCGGCUACGCCAGCCCCCCUCGCUGGUGGCCCGCCCAUCCCGGAGUGGUCCGAGUACAAGACCGCUGACGGGAAGGCCUAUUAUUACAACAACCGCACCUUGGAGUCCACGUGGGACCGGCCUCACGAGCUGAAGGAGAAAGAUAAGAACCUGGGGAAGGGCAAGGAUAGGCCUUCGCUGGAGGACAUGGACCUCAUGGGCUUGGAUGACAGGGAGCUCAAAGGGGAACCACCGAAAGAGGCCAAAGAAGAGCCAAAGGAGGAGGAGAUGACCGAGGAGGAGAUUGCGGCUCAGAAAGCCAAACCAGUGGCUACCAACCCCAUCCCGGGAACCCCCUGGUGCAUCGUGUGGACCGGCGACGAACGCGUGUUCUUCUACAACCCAACCACUCGCCUCUCCAUGUGGGACCGACCCGAAGAGCUGGUGGGGCGGGCCGAUGUCGAUCGGACCAUCCAGGAGCCGCCCCACAAGAGAGGCUUGGAGGGCCCUCGCAAGAUGGGUGAGAUGAUGAUGGGUCCUUCCUGGGGCUGCCUGAGAAAACAGCAGCCUGACAGACCACUGUUGCCUCCAUCAGAGAUCAGUAAGAAUGAGAAGGACAUGGUGGCAGAAGAUGGCGUAGAAGAUGAGCCCGUCAAGGCAAAGAAGAGGAAGAAGGAGGACACCAAAGAGGAGUCCGAGAAGGAGAUGGCCAUGGACGCAGAGAUCAAGGCGGCCCGCGACCGAGCUGUGGUGCCCAUGGAGACGCGCGUGAAGCAGUUCAGGGACAUGCUGCUGGAGAGAGGGGUUUCGGCCUUUUCGACGUGGGAGAAAGAGCUGCACAAGAUCGUGUUCGAUCCUCGGUAUCUGCUGCUCAACACUAAGGAAAGGAAGCAGGUCUUUGACCAGUAUGUGAAGACGCGGGCGGAGGAGGAGAGAAAGGAGAAGAAAAACAAGCUUAUGCAAGCCAAGGAGGAGUUCAGGAAGCUGAUGGAGGAGGCCAAGCUGGGCGCCAGGACGACUUUCAGCGAGUUUGCGGCUAAGCAUGCCAAGGACGCUCGGUUCAAGGCCAUCGAGAAGAUGAAGGACCGGGAGGUGAUAUUCACGGAGUUCAUGAUUGCGCUCAGGAAGAAGGAAAAGGAAGACUCCAAGACCAGGGGGGAGAAGAUAAGGCAGGACUUCUUCGAGCUCCUGUCCGACCACCACCUCGACGGGCAGCAGCGCUGGAGCAAGGUGAAGGACAAGGUGGAGAGCGAUCAGCGCUACAAGACCGUGGAGAGCUCCGCCAUGAGGGAGGAGCUCUACAAGCAGUUCGUGGAGAAGCUGGCGAAGAACCUGGACUCUGACAAGGAGAAAGAUCUUGAGCGGCAGGCCAGGAUCGAAGCCAGCCUGCGAGAGAGGGAACGGGAGGUGCAGAAAGCCCGCUUCGAGCAAUCCAAGGAGAUCGACCGUGAGCGGGAGCAGCACAAGCGAGAGGAGGCCAUCCAGAACUUCAGAGCCCUUAUGUCCGAUAUGGUAAGGACGUCGGACGCCACGUGGUCAGAAACGCGACGGAACCUGCGCAAGGACCAUCGCUGGGAGACGGCCUCGCUGCUGGAGCGAGACGAGAAGGAGAAGCUCUUCAACGAGCACGUGGAAGCCCUGACCAAGAAGAAGAAGGAGCACUUCCGGCAGCUUCUGGACGAGACCACUCUGAUCACGCUGACGACGACAUGGAAGGAGGUGAAGAAGGUGAUUAAGGAGGACCCUCGCUGCAUAAAGUUCUCCAGCAGUGACCGGAAGAAACAGAGAGAAUUCGAAGACUACAUCAAAGACAAAUACAUCACAGCCAAGGCAGACUUCAGGACACUGCUGAAAGAGACCAAAUUCAUCACGUACAGGUCCAGGAAGCUGAUCCAGGAGUCCGACCAGCACCUUAAGGACGUUGAGAAGGUCUUGCAGAACGAUAAGCGCUACCUGGUACUGGACUGUGUUCCUGACGAGCGCAGGAAGCUCAUCAUGUCCUACAUUGAGGACCUGGACCGCCGAGGACCUCCGCCUCCCCCCACCGCCUCCGAACCCACACGCCGUUCCACUAAAUGAGCCCCUCCUCCCCCCUUCCUGGCCCCCGCUGACCCAUAACCGCACAGUGCCAGGUAUAACGUCCCGUCAUCACAUGGAAGCGGCCCGGCGGCUGAGGGCUGGUGGCCUGUUGCCUGCAGGGCGGCGACGGUGAGCAGGCGGGGGCACACGCCGAUAGCGGUCCGUUUAUGUGCCGGUCACCGGCUCCGUGACCGCAGGUCUACGCCUGAGAUGAGCGAGUACAGCCCGUCGUUCGGGCGUCGUCCGUGCGGGAGACAGCGACGGCCUUUUUCCGCUCCUCGUCGUCAUUGUUACAAUAUGGUUUAGUUUGAAUGUUCCUGUUUCUAUAGUGGUUUGAUUUUUAUUUUUUUUUUUGACUUGUUGCUAUAUUUCUGUAAACAAAACAAAAAAAUACUGGAAUAAAAGCAACUUCCCAUUUUUUUUUAAA
Molecule: messenger RNA, 3561 nt
Organism: Brienomyrus brachyistius
Lineage: Eukaryota; Metazoa; Chordata; Actinopteri; Osteoglossiformes; Mormyridae
Gene: tcerg1b
Product: transcription elongation regulator 1b (CA150)
Exons: 20
Coding region: 30-3134 (1034 amino acids)
Cellular component (GO): nucleus
Molecular function (GO): RNA polymerase binding; transcription coregulator activity
Source: RefSeq, a predicted model, not a curated record